Molecule: messenger RNA, 726 nt
Organism: Papaver somniferum (opium poppy)
Lineage: Eukaryota; Viridiplantae; Streptophyta; Magnoliopsida; Ranunculales; Papaveraceae
Product: embryo-specific protein ATS3B-like
Exons: 2
Coding region: 54-557 (167 amino acids)
Molecular function (GO): protein binding
Source: RefSeq, a predicted model, not a curated record
UAAAGUACCAAUAAUCAAACAAAGGGAUAAAAUUUUCCGAGAAACACACAAAAAUGGUCAACGCCAAAGCGAUCUCGCUUCUCUGUUUUGCUGUAUUCUUCUGCUCCUCCAUUCAUCAAUGUCAAGCAGUAGAAGAACCCAUAAUCUUGAGUUCAAAGCCUCAAGAAUAUGGAUCAUUCAAGAUCGAAGAAGCAGCUAAUUAUGCGUGUCAAUAUACUGUAGCAAUAAAAACUAGUUGUUCUUCAACUAGAACUACUCGUGAUCAGAUCAGUCUUUCAUUUAGUGAUGCCCAUGGAAACCAGGUGUAUGCACCAAGACUAGAUGAUCCAAAAUCAAGAACAUUUGAGAGAUGUUCAACUGAUACAUUCCACUUAUCCGGACCAUGUACAGACAGAAUCUGUCAGUUGUAUCUAUACAGGGCAGGAUCUGAUGGUUGGAAACCGGAGAAUGUGAAGAUUUAUGCUCCUAAUUCAAGGAUUUCUACAUUUAACUUCAAUGUUUUUGUUCCUUAUGGAGUUUGGUAUGGAUUUAAUUACUGCAAUCGAUAUGAUAUAUGAUUCUUCCAUUAUCUCUACUAUGUAAUGUGUGUUGUAUAAGAGAGCGAAUACUGCUAUUUGAUUAAAAAUUUCCACUUUGCUGGAGAAAUUGUAUUCUGGAUUCUAAGGUUUGCUGAAGAAUAGAAAGUCUUGUGUUGUUUCAUUCUAAAGUGAAACCGCAACCCAUGAA